Molecule: messenger RNA, 2382 nt
Organism: Polistes dominula (European paper wasp)
Lineage: Eukaryota; Metazoa; Arthropoda; Insecta; Hymenoptera; Vespidae
Gene: CDC50
Product: cell cycle control protein 50A
Cellular component (GO): endoplasmic reticulum; Golgi apparatus; plasma membrane
Source: RefSeq, a predicted model, not a curated record
UUGACAAUACUGCAUCAUUAGCAAUUGUAUUAAUGUUUUUUUAAUUUAUAAAAAGUAAUAUUUAUUUAAAAAUGGUAAAUAAAUGUAUUGUUCAUGGGUGUACAAGUGGACGAGUCAAGAUCGUAAUAAGAAUGCUAAAUUAAAUCAGAGAAAUACGUCUUUAUUCACUGUACCACAGGUAAUAUAACCUUAAUUGAUAGUUAUUAAUUACUAAUAUAAAAAAAUGAAAUGAUGCAAAUAUUUUUUAACUCUACCUAUGCCAUAGAAAUUUCUAAUCUUGUAAAAAGUGCAAUUUACGAUAAUAAAUUAAAAUUUACUUUUAAUUGGACUUUUUAAAUUUAGUUUUCCAUCCUUUACUCAACUGCGACUAGGUAAGAUGAAAUUGAAUAGAUUUACACAACAAAUUGACGAUAAUAUCUUGGAAAUAAUUGUAAAAUAAUAAAAAAUUUUUUCUUAUUGCUAUUUUUAACGUUAAUUAAUAAGAUUUGGUUAAUUUAUUUUGACUAACGCGUGAGUACAAUUGUUACAUUCCCGCAACAAUAAACUAGGUUUUAAAAACCUGAUAUUAGCCACACUAACGCGCUCUAGUGGCAAAAUAUCUGUCCCCUCAUUUACGAACAUUUGUAAUACAUUGAGAUCGCCCUCCUGUUAUCUAGGCUCCAUACCCCAUAGAUUUAUCACGAUUAUUACCAAUCAGUAAUAAAAAAAACUCUCUAAAGAAGAAAUUCAUUAUUACUCGUUCACUGUAUGAAAGGUUUUAUCAAUUUUAAGAAUUCUAAACUUCAGAGUUGUUUACUUUACAAAUAAAUAUAAUUAUAUUUUCAGGAUUUUCAAACUAAUAUUAUUUAUAAUUGUUUAAAGAAAGAAGAGGAAGAUAUCGAAAUAUAAAAUUUUAUCGUUUUACAUUUAUUUAAGAAUUAUGACACCAAUGAGUGACAGUAGUUCAUUACCUAAAACAAAAAAGCCAUCAGAUAGUGCAUUUAAACAACAACGUUUACCUGCUUGGCAACCCAUUCUUACCGCUGGAACCGUUUUACCAACAUUUUUUGUAAUAGGAGUUGCAUUUAUACCGGUUGGAAUUGGAUUAUUAUACUUUUCUGAUAAAGUUAAAGAACAAACGAUAGAUUAUACCUAUUGUAAUUCUAAUAGUACUAGUGGUAAAAGGUGUAUAGAUGUAAUCGCACAGAAUCCAAAAACUCCUUGUUACUGUGAAAUAGAUUUUGUAUUACCGACAGACUUCGAUGGAGAAGUUUAUAUGUAUUAUGGCUUAACAAAUUUCUAUCAAAAUCAUCGUCGAUAUGUUAAGUCUAGAGAUGAUAAUCAAUUAUUAGGAAUAUUAUCCGAUGAAGUAUCUGGCGAUUGUAAACCAUUUGCAUAUGAAGUUAAUGAAGAUAAUAUUACCAAACCAAUAGUUCCAUGUGGAGCUAUAGCAAACUCUCUCUUUAGCGAUGAAUUAACAUUAUAUUCUACUAGAAAUGGACAAGAUGUUCCAUUAUUGAAAACUGGCAUAGCAUGGCCUUCUGAUAAAAAUAUUAAAUUUAGAAAUCCGGAUGGUGAUUUAGAAAAAAUAUUUUCUCGUGAAAGAUUUGCUAAACCAAAAAAUUGGGAUAAAUAUAUCUACGAGUUAGAUCCAAAUAAUGCAAGUAAUAAUGGGUUUCAAAAUGAAGAUCUUAUUGUAUGGAUGAGAACUGCUGCUUUGCCAACAUUUAGAAAAUUAUAUCGAAGAGUCGAUCAUUCUGUAAAAGGUUUUACCGAAGGCUUACUUGCAGGAAAUUACAAACUUAAAGUUAAAUAUUCAUAUUCCGUGUCUACUUUUGAUGGUACCAAAAGAAUGAUCCUAAGCACAACGUCACUUUUGGGUGGAAAAAAUCCGUUUCUUGGUAUUGCAUACAUAGUUGUUGGAUGCAUUUGUUUAGUACUUGGCAUAGCAUUAUCGAUCAUACAUAUAAAAUAUUCUAAGAGCAAACUAAUGUAAAGAUGACAACAAGAAAAUAUGUUUAAGGCACCAUAAUUGUUCUUCACAACUGAGAUGAUUGAUGUGAAUCCAACUACCGAAUAUCAAUAACAGUUAACUGGAUUUAAACAGAAUAUUUACUGAAUUUUGUUGGGCUAACUACCUCUAUAGUAACAUAUAGAUAUACAAUUUUAUCAUAUCUGAUCUUAUGCAGUAAAAAGAAGAAUUAAAAUUCAAAAAUAAUAAUUUAAAAAAAGAUUGAUUUUUAUAAAAGAUAAAAUAUUCCAAGUUGCUUUACAUUAAUAACAACGAAAAGUUAUUAUUAACGACAAGAGAUUUUUGUGUAUAUCAAAUAUAACAAAAAAUAGUUAUUUUGUAUUAUAUAUGUUAUGAAUUUUAGAGAUUUAUAUAGAGUGUUUUAUACCAAA